AUGAGGGAACCUGGGAGGAGUACCAGAGCGAAGACUCAGAUCUUGCCCAGCUUCUGCAGUGGAAAACACUCGGACCCCUUAAGCCUGAGGAAAGGCAGCAACCGGCAGCACCACAACUAUCAAUUGGACACAAAGCUGAUGAGCUGCCCCCCCCCACACUUUGGCUCCCAAGGCUGGCGCAACCAGAGCUCCCCCGCAACGAAGCACCCCAGCCACUGCAUUGGCGUGGCGCAUCAGGCCCCAGCCCAAGGAGCAGCGGACCCGGAGCAGCGGACCCGGCCCAGCGGAGCAGCGGACCCGGCCCAGCGGAUCCAGCUCAGGGGAGCACUGUAUAUAACGCCAGACGAGCUGAGUACUUACAGGGACGUGAACAAGCUGCCCCAGACUCUCAGCUACCCUGGUGUGGCGCACCAAGCCCCAGUGGAGCAGCAGACCCGGCCCAGCAGAGAGCGGCCCCAGCAGAGCGGAGCAGUGCGCCAGGCCCAGCCCGAGCCCCAGCAGAGCGGAGCAGCGCGCGCCCGGCCCAGCCCGAGCCCCAGCAGAGCGGAGCAGCGCGCGCCCGGCCCAGCCCGAGCCCCAGCAGAGCGGAGCAGCGCGCGCCCGGCCCAGCCCGAGCCCCAGCAGAGCGGAGCAGCGCGCGCCCGGCCCAGCAGAGAGCGGCCCCAGCAGAGAGCGGCCCCAGCAGAGAGCGGCCCCAGCAGAGAGCGGCUCCUUAACCUUUUAUUUUGA
This is a messenger RNA of Knipowitschia caucasica, 729 nucleotides long. Lineage: Eukaryota; Metazoa; Chordata; Actinopteri; Gobiiformes; Gobiidae. The record is from the annotation of a GenBank genome assembly.